UUUUUUUUUGAUCUGCAAAGAUUAAAACUUUAGUGUAUUGACUGAUAAAGAAAAUGGUUUGACUGAUUUUUACAUUCGUGGAAUAUUUUUUCUUGGAUUUGUUUGAGUGUUUUUAGUAAGUAAUGGAAUCAAGAAUGGAUCAUUAUGAGAUCAUGGAACAAAUUGGGCGUGGAGCAUUUGGUGCUGCUAUUCUAGUUAAUCACAAGCAAGAAAGAAAGAAGUAUGUGCUAAAAAAGAUUCGAUUAGCUCGACAAACGGAACGGUGCAGGAGAUCUGCUCAUCAAGAGAUGGCACUAAUUGCUCGGCUUCAACACCCAUAUAUUGUUGAAUUUAAGGAAGCAUGGGUAGAGAAGGGCUGCUAUGUUUGCAUUGUUACCGGCUAUUGUGAAGGUGGUGAUAUGGCUGAACUGAUGAAAAAAGCAAAUGGGCAAUAUUUUCCAGAAGAGAACCUUCUGAAGUGGUUCACUCAAAUACUGUUGGCUGUGGAAUAUCUGCAUUCAAAUUUUGUACUGCACCGUGACCUUAAAUGCUCAAACAUCUUUCUGACCAAGGAACACAAUGUUCGCCUCGGGGAUUUUGGCCUUGCGAAAACGUUGAAGGCUGAUGACUUGGCUUCUUCAGUAGUUGGAACUCCCAAUUACAUGUGCCCGGAACUUCUCACAGAUAUCCCAUACGGCUUUAAAUCAGAUAUUUGGUCCCUAGGCUGCUGUAUGUAUGAAAUGGCUGCUCAUCGCCCUGCAUUUAAAGCAUUUGACAUGGCAGGACUGAUAAGCAAAAUUAACAGAUCAUGCAUUGGUCCGUUGCCACCUUGUUAUUCUCCGUCCUUAAAAACAGUCAUUAGAGGAAUGCUGAGGAAGAGCCCCGAGCAUCGGCCUACUGCAUCGGAACUCCUGAAGCACCCAUAUUUGCAACCUUAUGUUGAUCAGUAUCGACCAUCCUUUAGUCCCCCUCCGUUAAGUUCUCCUGAAAAACCUCUCACUGCUGGUCGUGACUCCAGAAAGAAUAUGGUGGAAAGCCAAAGUAGUACCAGUUCAUGCAGUGAUAAAGAUAGUUCGAAGUCGAGCGAGAAGAACUUGCAGGAAAUGGCUUGCGAUGAUGACCAUAAAGGCAGUAACACGAAUGUUGCCUUUGUUGAUCACGAAGACUUUGAGCAACAUUAUGGAGUCGAUGCAUAUCCUGAAGAUGCAGAGAACUAUGAAUCUAGGAAUAUUUUGCAUGAAGAGAAAAAAUGUGAUACAGAAGCUAAGCAACCCACAACUAUAAAAAAUAUUAUGUUGGCUUUGAAAGAGGGAAAACUGAAAGAACAUAGUUCCCCAAUGAGGAGCGGAAAGACAAAGGUCGGUGGUACUGGUGCAAACAAAGCUAAGAUUGAAGCAUCACCGAAAGUUCAAAAACCGAGUUCACCUACUCCUACCUCUAAAUCUAACGCACAGACACCACCUCCUGCAUCAAAGCAGAAUGAAGGAAUGCAUACUCUGAAGAAUCAGUUGCCAACCGCUGAGUCCACCCCGAAGACUAAACCAAGAAACGAGGGAAUAUCUCCGUCUGGCACUAUAAGACAAGUCGUCGAUGAUAGGUUACCUACAAGGCCAAGACAGAGAACACCACCUAACCUGACUAAGCAACCGUCAUUUUCUGGAAGGCUACAGCAAGUGGAUCAUGAUGCCCUGAAUACCGCGAACAAUGAUGUAAAGUGUGGUCCAAAUAACCAGUCGCAUGACCCUGAAAGGAUUCCUAAUUCUUCUCCUGAUGGCUAUCAUAUACAUGCGAGAAAGAACGGUCCUGAAGGAAUUCCUAUUUCUUUUCCUGAUGGCAGUCAUAUACUUGCCAAAAAGAACGGGAUGCUACAUUCUCGAAAAGUUUCAUCAGGAGCUUCAAAAGGAACGCAAACAGAGAGCAGCAAUUCUGCUUCUUCUUCAGUGUCGAUCCAAGGCUUUGGCCUUUGUGAUGAAGCAACAAAUCAUUUUAUUAACUUGUCCAAACAAACGCGUGGAAAUCAUGAACAAGCUGCUGAAACCGAAACAGUAGGAUCAAGACCUUCCUUUUCAGUUACUACAUCAUCACACUCAGAUAAUGCUUAUAGUUCAAGGGGAAACCAGGACGAUAACCAGAAAUUUGAAGCAGGCUCCACUGAAAAUUUUGAGGAGAAUCAUCGAAGUUUGGACGUUGGUGCUUGCGAAGAGAGAUCAAGUUCGUAUGUAGCUGCGGAUACUGUAUCUCCGCGCUUGAUAGAGGCUGCUCUUUGUGAGGGUGAUUCCAUAACAAGCAAGCCUGAUACUGUGUCUGAUAUUUUGCAUCUGAUGGACCCCAGUUUAAUAUCCUGUGGUGACGAAAAGUCUAUAGCAAGGUCGUCAUCCUCCACAACAAAAAGUGUCUCUCCUGCUACUCCACUCGUUUCCUCGAGCCAAAACAAUCUUCUCCACUCUAACCUUACUUCAAAAGCCAAUGGCGAUGGCAAGCUUUUUCCCAAGGAACUCUUUUCCUCAACACCCGAAAGUGCCUCCCCUUCCACCUCUCCUAUUUCAGCCAGCCAAACCAAGGGAAGUGUUCCACCGAAUGUGGUUCUUGAAAAAGCAGCUUCGUCUCAGCUCAAACCAGCUUUUGAUGAUAUCAUACAUGUCAUAAGGCACAGUAGUUUCCGAGUGGGUAUUGAGCAACCAGUGAUUGACGAUUUGGAGAGAAAUGUUGAUGUUGGGAAACUUAUGAAUGUGGUAAGAGAUGAGCUUGAUAGAAAUCUAGGGUCUCCUAUUGCUUCCAAAUCGUCUACUUCUGGAUUGAUGAGUGUUAAAUCCAAUAUAUCGGAUAAUGUCCAUAAUAAGGAAAUGGAUGUUAGAAACCCGAGCAGUCCCAACUCUUCAGGUCUAGAUUUAGUUUCUUCAGAACCAGCAAAGACCAACACAACACUCGUGGAGGAGGAACGACCAGUAAAGGAAAUAUUAGAUGUCAAAUCUUUUAGGCAGAGAGCUGAGGCACUUGAAGGGCUGUUAGAAGUAUCGGCUGACUUGUUGGAGAAUAACAGAUUAGAAGAGCUCUCUGUUGUUCUUAAACCAUUCGGGAAGGACAAGGUGUCGCCGAGGGAGACAGCUAUCUGGUUGGCUAAGAGUCUAAAAGGAAUGAUGCUCGAUGAUUCUGCACGAAAUUCAUGAUACAGUAUGGAGAUUGAAUGUUCAUCACUUUCAUUAGUGUAUCUCUCCACUUUGUAGCUUUUAACUUUUUGAAGCUUCAAUUUCCAAUUGAGUCUUUCGGCCUCUAGUAUGUUAGCAAUUCUUUCUUUCUAGUAAUUGUAAAUAGAGAGCAGACAAAUCUGAACAAUUUUUUGUUCCGCAAAAGUAAGAAUGUCUUGUAACAUUACCUUUUACUUACUACUAUCACGAUUUUGAUAUGUUGUACUCUGCUGU
Messenger RNA from Lycium ferocissimum, 3398 nucleotides. RefSeq names its product serine/threonine-protein kinase Nek5-like. The transcript is spliced from 13 exons. Gene Ontology annotation, biological process: protein phosphorylation; microtubule-based process. Gene Ontology annotation, molecular function: ATP binding; protein kinase activity. Bases 123 to 3146 code for a protein of 1007 amino acids. The record is from RefSeq and is a predicted model, not a curated record. Lineage: Eukaryota; Viridiplantae; Streptophyta; Magnoliopsida; Solanales; Solanaceae. Gene Ontology annotation, cellular component: cortical microtubule.